AUGUACUGGUCACUCCUUACCCUGCCUCUUUUGGCAGCUAUACCAAUUUCGAAUGCCCAACUCACCGGCCGUGUUGGUCCCUUGACCACAGUGACCGAAAAAGCCGCAAUCAAGACAUGCAAUGUCCUCGAUUACGGUGCUGUGGCCGAUCUUUCCACAGACUUGGGCGUUCCGCUAGUCUCCGCCUUCAAGGACUGCAUUCACGGAGGACUCGUGUAUAUCCCCGAAGGAAGGUAUGCAAUGUCCACCUGGGCCACCUUGGACAAAGGUACUGGCUGGGCACUGCAACUUGAUGGGAUAAUCUACCGAAAUGGCACCGACGGCGGAAAUAUGAUUCUUAUUGAGCAUGCGUCUGAUUUUGAGAUGUUCAGUAGUAACUCUGCUGGUGCUAUGCAAGGGUUGGGAUAUGAGUUUCAUGCUGAUAAAAAGUCGACCACUACUCGAUUAGUAAGAUUGCAGAAGGUUGAUUCUUUCUCUGUGCAUGAUAUUAUUCUCGUGGAUUCGCCUGCGUUCCAUUUGGUGCUAGACACCGUUCAGGAUGGUGAGGUUUAUAACGUUGCAAUCCGUGGUGGUAAUGAGGGAGGACUGGAUGGAAUUGACGUCACGGGGUCAAACAUUUGGGUCCAUGAUGUUGAGGUGACUAACAAGGAUGAAUGCGUGACUGUCAAGUCACCGUCGUCCAACAUCCUCGUUGAAAGCGUCUAUUGUAACUGGAGCGGUGGAUGUGCUAUGGGGUCUCUAGGGGCAGAUACCAAUAUCAGCGAUAUCACCUACCGCAACAUCUAUACCUGGUCAUCAAAUCAAAUGUACAUGAUCAAGAGUAACGGGGGUAGCGGAACUGUGCAAAAUAUCCUCCUUGCGAACUUUAUAGGCCACGGCAAUGCAUACUCUCUUGACAUUGACACUUCUUGGGCCCAAAUGUCUAAAGCAUCUGGUGAUGGAGUCGGAUACUCCAAUAUAACAAUCACAAACUGGAAGGGAACAGAAAGCAAUGGCUUGCAACGUGGUCCCAUCAAAGUCCUAUGUCCUGCGGGUAACCCCUGCUAUGAUCUCACGAUCGAAAAUUUCGCCAUGUGGACUGAGUCCGGAGAUUCGCAAACAUACACAUGUGACAAUGCUUAUGGCAAGGGAUUCUGUUUGGCAAGUGGUCAUGACUAUGUUGCCUACACUGGCACCCCGACUACCGUCACUGUUGCUCCUAGUGGUUAUUCGGCUACUACUAUGACUGCAGAUUUGAAGAGUGCAUUUGGUACAAAGUCUUCUAUUCCUAUCCCCACAAUCCCGACAACCUUUUUCCCUGGGGUGACGCCUUACAGGGCGUUGGCUAGCGCAUCGCAUGCUGCCGCUGCUUCUUCUGCCAGUUCUGCUCGCGAUGCUGGCUUGGCUGUUUCCUCCUUGGUUGGAACCCACACUGCUACCUCUGGUGCUACCUCUGUUGCCUCCACCGCUACUUCCUAUCCUUCUCGCUCACCCGUUUCCUUGGUUGCAACAUCUGCGACUUCUGCUGUCUCUGCUAUUCUCUCUCCCUCUCCUGAAAGUAGCAGCACCUCCCCAGCUACCGUUGGCAUCAUUUCCUCGAUUUCCAUACCUUCUGUUGUUAGCUACACAUCAUUCUCCACGAGCGUAGUCUCAAGUACCCAAUCUUCCCCACAGAAAGCAUUUUUAACUCCAAUCCCAGAACCAGAAGACAGCGAAAGAUGUCCAUCAGACUUUGACCUAUGA
Molecule: messenger RNA, 1722 nt
Organism: Talaromyces marneffei
Lineage: Eukaryota; Fungi; Ascomycota; Eurotiomycetes; Eurotiales; Trichocomaceae
Exons: 4
Coding region: 1-1722 (573 amino acids)
Biological process (GO): carbohydrate metabolic process
Molecular function (GO): polygalacturonase activity
Source: RefSeq, a predicted model, not a curated record